Aaosphaeria arxii CBS 175.79 is the source of this 1813-nucleotide messenger RNA. RefSeq names its product Pkinase-domain-containing protein. The record is from RefSeq and is a predicted model, not a curated record. The coding region runs from base 202 to 1761 and encodes 519 amino acids. Gene Ontology annotation, cellular component: nucleus; cyclin/CDK positive transcription elongation factor complex. Lineage: Eukaryota; Fungi; Ascomycota; Dothideomycetes; Pleosporales. Gene Ontology annotation, molecular function: cyclin binding; RNA polymerase II CTD heptapeptide repeat kinase activity; ATP binding. The transcript has 2 exons. Gene Ontology annotation, biological process: protein phosphorylation; positive regulation of transcription elongation by RNA polymerase II; transcription elongation by RNA polymerase II.
CUCAGAGACCCCAGAGACCCCAGAGACCCAGACCCCAGAGACCCCAGAGACCCCAGAGACCCCAGAGACCCCAGAGACCCCAGAGACCCCAGAGAUCCAAGAGAUCCAAGAGACCCACGCGAUCCUGAAUAUUAUCGAGAUCGAGACUACCGAGAGUCCCGCAGUGCAAGAGACUUAGGGGCUCCACGCAAUCCACGAGAUAUGCGAGAUCCGCGAGACCUGCGAGAUCCGCGAGACCUGCGAGAUCCGCGAGACCUGCGAGAUCCACGGGAUUACAGAGAUCCUAGAGAUUCAAGAGACCCGCGUGGCCCGAGAGAACUUAGAGAUCCUAGAGACCUAAGGGAUCCAAGGGACGUGAGAGACCCGAGAGAUCUGCGAGACCCCCGGGACCCACGAGACCCACGAGACCCCAGGGAUCCACGCGAUGUCCGUGACUCGAGAGGUUACCGUGAUCCUCGUGAAAGGGAUAGACGAGAUCCAUAUGCUCGUCACCCUGAUGUGCGUACGGAGAGUCGUUUUGAGGGACGACCGGACCAUCGACUCGACAACCGCAUCGAACGAAGGGGUCCCGCCGAGCAGAUACCCAAAACGAAGAUUAUCAAAAAGAAGCGUGUGCUCCCGAGACCCACUCUUUCACCAGAAUUCGCAGCUUCGGAUUCGGUUUACUACCGAAAACCUGGUAAUGAGUCAGUGGUGGGCUCAGGCACUUACGGAAAAGUCUUCAAGGGUGUUCAUGUCUAUACCAAAGAUAUGGUAGCGCUGAAAAAGAUAAGAAUGGAGGGUGAAAGAGACGGGUUUCCAGUUACAGCGAUCCGUGAAAUCAAGCUCCUCCAGUCACUUAACCACGACAAUAUCGUCAAACUACGAGAGGUCAUGGUGGAGAAGAAUGACUGUUUCAUGGUUUUCGAAUAUCUCUCCCACGAUCUUACUGGACUUUUGAACCACCCUACUUUCAAGCUCGACCAGGCAAUGAAAAAGGACCUUGCCAAGCAGCUGUUCGAGGGACUCGAUUACCUCCAUCGCCGCGGUGUACUCCAUCGUGACAUAAAAGCAGCAAACAUACUAGUCAGCAAUACUGGACAGCUCAAACUCGCCGACUUUGGACUCGCAAGAUUUUAUGCGAAGCGCGGCAAGCUGGAUUACACUAACAGAGUGAUAACGAUCUGGUACCGAUCCCCAGAGCUUCUACUAGGAGAGACGCAGUAUGGUCCUGCUGUGGAUAUCUGGUCCGCGGCUUGUGUUCUUGUCGAAAUAUUCACGAGGCACGCUAUAUUCCCGGGUGACGGUGGAGAGAUCAACCAGUUAGAUAAGAUCUACAACGUCCUGGGAACACCGACAGUGCAGGAUUGGCCAGGCAUAGUCGAGAUGCAAUGGUUUGAACUAUUACGGCCAACAGAACGCAAAGUAUCCACGUUUGAAGAAAAGUACAGGGACAGAGUUACGCCGGCUGCGUUCGACCUACUGGGCGCCAUGUUUCUGUUCGAUCCAGCUGCACGGCCGAGUGCAAGCGACGUUCUCGAGCAUCCAUACUUCGCAACAGAGUCACCAGCACCGAAUAGGGCAGACGCACUAAAGGAGUUGGAGGGCGACUGGCACGAGUUCGAAAGUAAAGCGCUACGAAAGGAGAAAGAGAAGCAGGACAAGGAAGCCAGACGAGCAGCACGAGAGGGAGAGAAGCGCCGCGCGGAGUCAUCCGCUGACCCAGAGAGGGAACCUAAGCGCGCGAAGAGCAGUGAAGAAGUCAGUCAAGAGCAGGUGUGAUUCACUUGCUCAAAAACAUUAGUAUAUUAAUGUGUACGAUGGUGCGAGCGGA